Achroia grisella is the source of this 957-nucleotide messenger RNA. RefSeq lists its product as uncharacterized. NCBI's taxonomy places the organism in Eukaryota, Metazoa, Arthropoda, Insecta, Lepidoptera, Pyralidae. The transcript has a single exon. Gene Ontology annotation, biological process: DNA integration. The record is from RefSeq and is a predicted model, not a curated record. Bases 1 to 957 code for a protein of 318 amino acids. Gene Ontology annotation, molecular function: nucleic acid binding.
AUGGGUGAUUUACCAAGCUCACGUGUUACAGCGAGCCGUCCAUUUAGCCGAAGUGGAGUUGACUACUGCGGUCCUAUCAACGUUAGAAUAUCCAAGGGUCGCGGAUGUCGAUGCUUCAAGGGCUAUGUAUGCCUUUUCGUGUGUAUGGUGACACGCGCAAUCCACUUGGAAGUGGUAAGUGAUAUGACGAGUGAAGGAUUCAUUGCAGCUUUCAAGAGAUUUGUGGCUCGUCGAGGCCACUGUCAGGAGAUUUGGAGCGACAACGGCACGAACUUUGUGGGCGCAUCAAAAGAGCUACGUGUUUUAUUUAAGGCUGAAAAGUCGAGUAUUUUAGAUGAAGUUGCUCAAUGUUUAGCAAAUACAGGAACCGAAUGGCAUUUUAUACCUCCCCGCGCUCCGAAUUUCGGGGGUAUCUGGGAGGCAGGGGUUAAAUCAACAAAGUAUCACUUGAAACGUGUGCUUGAUGGUACCACCUUAACCUAUGAGGAGCUUUCCACAUUGUUGGCCCAAGUGGAAGCCUGCUUGAAUUCUAGACCUAUGUAUAGGUUACCCACUAGUCAGGAGGAUAGUUUGCCUCUCACACCAGGCCAUUUCUUGAUUGGGGAACCGCUUAUUACAGUUCCAGAAAAUAAUUACAUGAACCAUAAUAGCAGUAUGUUGCGUAGAUGGCAACUCAUGCAGAAACUUACUCAAAAUUUUUGGCGUAAGUGGUCAAGAGAAUAUCUCACAACACUUUGCAACAGGUAUAAAUGGACAAAAGUUACUCCUGAACCUCAAAUAGGCCAAGUUGUUUUAAUUAAAGAGGAUGAUCUUCCUCCAAGUAGAUGGUUGUUCGGUCGAAUUGAGGAAAAGCACCCUGGUCCAGACAAUAUAACUAGAGUUGUCACCUUGCGUUGUAAAGAAAAUUGUAUUAAAAGACCUGUAUCGAAACUUUGUAUUUUGCCAGUUGUUCAAUAA